Molecule: messenger RNA, 649 nt
Organism: Caenorhabditis elegans
Lineage: Eukaryota; Metazoa; Nematoda; Chromadorea; Rhabditida; Rhabditidae
Gene: Y45F10C.6
Exons: 3
Coding region: 125-481 (118 amino acids)
Source: RefSeq, marked reviewed
GCGGAGAACGCUACAUUGCAGUCAGCAGGAGUCUUCUCGGUUUUGUCACAUCUGAAAGUGUUCCAUAAAAGUCAAUACUUAUCGAAACGAACGUACGGCGUCAUUGUACAUUGUUCAACGUCCGAUGACUUAUGCUCGAGCUCAGAUUGUUAAAAACGGAACCAUUAUUUGUUCUCUGGAUGGUAUUGACCGGAAUCAAGGCGACACGCAAACAACUAAAAAUGGGAUCAAUUUGAAAGUCUCGAUUGUCGAAUCCAGGGGCCGCGUCGAGUUGAGAUUGACGUCGGUGAAUCGUCACGAAACGCCAAAUCUCACCCAAUUUGUAUUUGCAAUCAUUGUGCCAUUUAUCCAGUCACCAAACGAGGAGGAGGAAGAUUUUCAUCAAGUGACGCUCGACACACCACCAGACCGGGAAGAAUUAAGAACUCGCCGCGGUGGAGCGACUCUGCAACCGAUCAUCUACGCUGGACCUGUUAUUUAGCUCUACUAGCGGGCCCCAUAGGGCCCGCUAGUCGCUUUGGAGUUCUGAUUAAUUGUUGUUUGAGUUUGGUUGAUUGAUUUAUCCCGUCCCCUUGUUAAUUGGCCUUUGUGUGAUUUGUGUUGCUGAUUGACUAAUCAGCAACACGGAGAUAAAUGAUGACUUAGCACA